AUGGCCUAUGACUGCUAUGUUGCCAUCUGUAAGCCACUGCAUUACUUGAUCAUCAUGAAUCAACAGGUUUGCAUUCUGUUGCUGGUGGUGGCCUGGGUUGGAGGUUUUUUGCACUCUGUGGUUCAACUUCUCUUUGUGUACAGCCUCCCGUUCUGUGGGCCCAACGUCAUUGAUCACUUCAUGUGUGACAUGUACCCGUUGUUGGAACUUGCUUGCUCUGACACCUGUUUUAUAGGGCUCACUGUUGUUGCCAAUGGUGGAGCCAUCUGUAUGCUAAUUUUUAUCCUUCUACUAAUCUCCUAUGGGGUCCUCCUAAGCUCCCUGAAGACUCACAGUCAGGAAGGGAGAUGCAAAGCCCUGUCUACCUGCAACUCUCACAUCACAGUAGUUGUCCUCUUUUUUGUUCCCUCUAUUUUCUUGUAUGUUAGAGCUGUUUCCAACUUUCCUGUUGACAAAUCUAUGACUGCAGUCUUCACGCUUAUCACUCCAAUGUUGAAUCCUCUUAUAUACAGCUUGAGAAAUUCUGAGAUGAAAAAUGCUAUGAAAAAAAAAUCUGGAAUAGAAAAUUAA
Loxodonta africana (African savanna elephant) is the source of this 570-nucleotide messenger RNA. Its product is annotated as olfactory receptor 4A47-like. Gene Ontology annotation, cellular component: plasma membrane. Bases 1 to 570 code for a protein of 189 amino acids. The record is from RefSeq and is a predicted model, not a curated record. NCBI's taxonomy places the organism in Eukaryota, Metazoa, Chordata, Mammalia, Proboscidea, Elephantidae. Gene Ontology annotation, biological process: G protein-coupled receptor signaling pathway. Gene Ontology annotation, molecular function: olfactory receptor activity. The transcript has a single exon.